AUGAAUACUGGUUUCACAUUUCCGCCUAGUUCAGGCGAUCAGAAAAAUGGUAACUUCAAGUUCCCACAAAUGACCGACGAACGAGCUACUGCAGACGGAAAAGAGCCUCUCAGUAUGAGUCUCGAGACUAAAAGGCUCGAAACUUCGCCAUCUGAUGCUCUUCCCUCGCAACUUUUAACAGCAGAGGAACCAGCGUUGGAGACCUCGCCAAUCAUCAUAAAGUCCUCUACGCCACUGAUCAACGAGAAAGUAGCGCAUCUGAGUGAGCCUGUCACCAUUAUCUCUGCAGCAGAACAAGAACAGGCAAAUGCAGCUGCAUCCAAAAAAGCUUCAACCAACGAAUAUGCCGUAAACAUGCGGCAACAUCUGGCCACGGACUGGAAAAGCCCUUCCGAGUACGCACUACACAUUCUUUUUACGAAGUUUGUACGACACGCCGAGAGUAAACUCAAUCUCUGUCUGCAAUAUCCGCUUGACUCUGAGCCCCCGAUCGUCGAACUGCUAGGUGAGGGCGUAGACCAUGCCUUCGACAAGAUAACAGAGUCGUUGGGUUUCAUAUCAAAGAAGAAACCCAAACCUGUAAUAGACGCUAUGAUGUUCUGGAGGAAAACCAAAUCGGAAGUUGCUGCAAUGGCCGCAGAAAACGUGGAAAAACUAAUCCAAGAGUAUGAAGUGCUCAGGCGUGGCUCGACUCUUCAAGAAAGCGUUAAAGUAAGCCAUACGGGAACGACAGCUCACACGACACACUCCAAGUCUUCGAGCCUGGGAAGCAAAAAAUCUCACAAACGGCGCAAUUCCUCGAGGUCCUACUCGAGCAGCAACAGCGGCGCUGAAAUGAGGUUACGGGUUAUGGAAGAUCAAAUCAAUGCCGCUAAAGAGACUGCUUUCCAGGCCGACAGAAAAUCUCUCAUCAGCAUCUACAUUCUAUGUCGGGUCCUUAUUGAAAUUGUCAAACAGGGCUCCGGACCUUCUGAUGACGAUCUCAACGAUAAAUUGGAAGAAAUCGUUUUCACUCAGUUGAAAACCACAGAUCCAAUUUCCAUCUCUUCUAGCAUUAUAAAGUCCUCGAAUUGGAAUUCAUUCGCAGAACUCUUGGGCUGGAUGUCAGAGACGAAAUUUGUUACUGUCAGUGACCGAUUUAUUGCUGAUUUAGAGAAGCUGCCGCCCUCAUUGCCACGAGAACUCGAGCCACCCGUGCACCUUCUUAUUCUAGGCAUGAGAUAUUUGAAGCUCAAAAACUAUCCUCUUGAGGUUUUCGAAGAGAGCGCAGACUUCAUAAAGUCCUUGGCCAAGUUUUUCGUCGCAAGUCAGAAUUUCUCUAUUCGAUUGGCUUAUGCUGAAGUCAUAAGUCAGCUUCUACUGCCGCUAGCUGGUUCUUUGACGGCAGAAGUAAAUCAUCCCACAUGGGUGGAGGCAAUGGGUUUAAUUCUAGAAAACUGCAGAAAAGUUCAAAAUGAUAACAAAUUUUGGGUCAGUUCAUUCAAAUUGAUGGUUUCUGUGCUUUGCGUCUCACCUCAAGAAUUGUUCUGUGAUCAGUGGAUGACGUUGCUGGAAAGAAACAUACCGAAGAUCAAAUCUAAAAGCUUAGAAGAGCGGGUGGUCUUUGCUACUGGGCUCUCACGCCUAACUUGGGUAUUCCUUUUCAGGUGCACAGAAACCUUGAAUAACACAGAGAGACGCUUGAGAAAGCUUUUCACGCUUUUAUUCACCCCGAAGAAGAAGGAUAACUGGAUCACUACUGAUAUGGACUUAAUCAACCCCUUGACUGAUGUCUUAGUCACAAUAGGGUCUCUUCAUUCGCCCUUCAUUAUGGAAAAUGUCAUAAUGCCUCUCAUCAAGAUGUCCUUUAAUGGGUCUUCACUGGAGAAUUUGAGCUACGAAAAAUUGAUACUGUCGAUCGAUACUUAUAGAGGCUUGCUGGUUACAAUAGAGCGCCCAGAAUUUCCUGAAAAUGACUGUAGGUUUUACGAGGUCAAUCUGAACAAAUUAUCGGUCAAAAUGGCCAACGCAGUAUCGAGCGAUCAUGAAGAGACCUGCAAGCAUUUUUACAAGCUUUUCCUACUUUUAGAUUCAACGAUCGGGUCCGAAGUGUGGUCCCCAGAAAACGAGCAUCAACGUCAAACGAAUACUCCCUUUGCUGGUAUAUCGUCUUUUAAUUUCAGCUUUUCCGGUGAAAAUGCUAACACUUCAAGUCGUGAGAUGAAUGCUGCUUUAUUUGCCGCCAUAAUUGAGGCCCUUCCCUGCUGUUUGACGGUUUCGGGGUUGGUUCCUUUCAAGUCGACCAUUGAAAUUCUAGCACGAAAUGCAGUUCACAGAAAUGUUCUCGUUGCCGCUAGCUCUCAAAAUGCGCUCAAGGCUUUGGCCCUGAAAAGAAACCCUUAUGCUUUGAUCACUUGGUUUGCAAAAUACUCUUUCGAUUUCGAUGAAAAAACUCAGUCAAGCUAUAACAUGGCAUACCUUUCUUCUGCUGAGUACCGCAAGCUGCUUGUUCAUUAUAUCGAACUUUUAAAGUGCUGGCUUCAUGAGUUCAAGAGCUCUAAAGAAUCAAAGUUUACGAAAGAGAUGGGUUUGGGAGGAGCUACUACAGCGGGUCUCGCAGAUAAUGUCCCUGCUGAAAUCAAAGACACUGAAAAGUACGAAUGGAAAAAUACUUUGACAGUGAUUGAAGACGUGGAAGGAAAUGGUUUGUUCUUCUUGUGCUCUCAUGACCAUGUAGUGAGGCGCUUGGCGAUUCAGAUUUUACGCAUUGUCUCCGAGUUCGAUGAAGCUAUGCAUGAAAAAACGCAAGGGCUGGAAAAAACGCAUGCACGAUCGCUGUCAAAAUUUGUCGCCAAAAGUGGUACUCGUCUGAUUGACUUGCUUCAAUCUAGCAACUACAUGAAUCUUCUAGAGAGUAGAAAGCUGUCUUUGAGUGUGGCCGAGAAAGCCAGGCUUGCAAAGCUAAAUUCAAGGUAUAGAGGUGAAAUUCUUGUCAAGCUAGCAGAGUCAGAUUAUGGGGUCGACACCGCACUGUGGAUGCGGGUUUUUUCGAGACUUCUGGGUGUGAUCUUCGAGCGCUCUCCGGUCACAAUGGCCCUUUGUCGAUCGCUUGUGUGCAUACGCUUGGUCCAACUCCAUGAAAUAAUCUUAUCAGUCGCAAGUAAUGCUGAAGAACCUUUGCAAGAAAUUUCUCCUCAAGUUAUUGUAAAUCAAUGGAAGCUUUACCUUAUUGUUGCAUGCUCUUCACUCACAUCCACAAGCGACCAGAAAUUACACAUCCCUGUCACAAACCAUCAACACGGCAGAAAUAAGUCUCAACAAAUCUUCACCGUACAACAUCAAAAAAUCAAGUCAGCCACAUCGAUCUUCAAGAUGGUAUUGCCCCUCUUAAAGUGUCGCAAUGCCUUCGUCAAGGACGCCAUAAUCACAGGUUUGAGCGCUAUGAAUGUUAACAUUUUCAAGGCGUACUUACAAAGUGUUGAUGGGUUUCUUACCAGCUGGCAUCUGGGAAGCUCGUCCAAUGGCAUGAGAAUCGAGAUCUUUCACAUCCUGGCGGUUUUGGCGUCUUUUUUCUCCAGUCCGACAGUUCUUGAUGACGAUUGGAUACUGAGAAAGUUAUCUCAAUAUUUAAAGGACGUCAAGCAAUUUUUGGAGACCAAGGAAGUACAGAAUUUAUUUGAGUAUCAGCAAUUGCGGAGUUACUUUGCCACUUUGUUGUCGAACUACUACCUAGCAAUCAAAAAGCAUCCACUUGUGGAUGAGCUUUUUCCGUUUGAGGCACGAGCCUCUUGCUUCAACUAUCUUGAAGAAUGGUGCGGUUAUGGCCAGUAUAAUUCGAUAGCCACUGAAAGGUACAACAGAAUGCGAGGUGCCGAGUACUCUAAGGAUAGAGGUGCUCGCUUCACGGCUAUUGAAUUUCAAAGGUCCCGCCUUGAGUUGGUGGCAUUAGAUGCGAUGGUACAUCUUUGUUGUGACAUUAUCACAAAGACGAUGGAUGAUAUACCAGGUUCCCCCAUUUACAUUUCAUUCGAUAUCUCCGGUCUCGUGUGUUGGAUCGACUCCUUAUUCAACGCAUCUGACGACAGGGUUCGAGCACUGGGAACAACGGCUCUUAAAGGUCUUCUUGAGAAUAAUAAAGAAAAUUCUCAGCUUUACAAUGAUACUUUGAUGCAGUACUCACUUCACAACUUAGACACGAGAGUGGCCACUCUUUAUUACACAGCAGUUUGUGAUUCUUUAUUGAAAAUGGAAACUUUUAUACUGCCAGAAGACGACAUCGUGUUUCUUGGUCUGAGCGGACUUUACGACGAGAGUACCGAGAUUCGAUCCUUUUCCAUUGACAUUUUAUCCGCCAUAGAAACCAAAACUUACAAAUCGUCUUACACCAAAGUUUUCAAGGAGCGGUUGGCUAACGACUCUAAAACAGUUUACAAAUCUACUGCAAAGGAAAUCUCAACCAUUUUCGCCGAGCUCCCACCGUCAGAUGUUCGGCUUAAAAUAUUCUCAAAAAUGUGUCGCAACAUCAAUUUUUUGAAAUCUGAGCUAAAGCAAGACAUAUUCACGCUGCUUGUUCCAUGGGUCAACAAGUUCACGUUGAAAAAUCUGGAAGAUCCUGGAACUUUCAUGGUCUUGAACAACUUAUUUGCCAUCACAGUUGAACAUAAUAAUAGCUAUCCGAUGGAGAUCGAACAGCUCUGGAUUUUUUUGGGCAAAGGGAAUGGGUUUCAAAACAUCCAUGUGGCACUGGAUUAUAUAUUACAAACGUCAAUCUCCUCGCGAAAUCCACAAUUUGUCAAGAAAGCUAAAGACGUUGUUCUCUACCUAGCCAAUGUGCCUGGGGGAAUGGGACUGAUAGAUUCAAUUAUGAUUAAUCUUGAGCCUAAGCACAUGAUUCCAGACGCAUCGCGCUCUAGGCUAGAGAUGCCCACCGGAGAGCAAUAUGGAUUUGUGGCCAACAUUUGGAAGCUUCUCGCGUACCGGGGAAAGGAAGUUGUUUUUUCUAAAGCCCAACUUUCCGUCAUAUAUCUUGUCAAUUUGCUGACAAUACCCAAUGACUCGAUUAAGUCUAAGGUCCCAUUAUUACUUCAUAUUUGCUUUUCACUCAUCGAUCAUUAUGUUCCCAUAAUUCAUGAGAGUGCAGCAAAGAUUUUAUCAGAUCUCAUUUUCGGCCUUGUUCCGACUCAUGAGAAAGCGGAAGAGACUGUUGCGCUUAUAAAGGAUAGAGAUAAAAUAUGGGCAUACGACAAUCUCGUUAAAGACAAAAACGGCGCGCGCUCUCCCAAGACAAUGGACGCAUUAGUGAGAAAUGUUGUACAUCUUUUUUCAUCUUUUGAAAACAUACAGGUUGAUUGGCAAAAUAUCGCACUCACUUGGGCGACGACCUGUUCUGUGCGACAUGUGGCGUGUCGAUCCUUUCAAGUGUUCAGGUCUUUGCUCACUUUUUUGGACCAACAAAUGCUUAGAGACAUGCUGCAUAGACUCUCAAACACAAUAUCAGACGAAAACUUUGAAAUACAGGGCUUUGCGAUGCAAAUUCUCAUGACCUUGAAUGCCGUGACAGCUGAAUUAAGUCCUGCAAAGCUGAUUGAUUUCCCACAAAUGUUUUGGGCGCUAGUUGCUUGUUUAAGCAGCGUUCAUGAGCAGGAGUUUGUUGAGGUCCUUUCGAGUUUGACCAAAUUUGUCUCGAAAAUUGAUUUGGAUUCACCUGACACUGUACAGUGCUUGAUCGCGACCUUUCCAUCAUCGUGGGAGGGUAAAUUUGAUGGCUUACAACAGACUAUCAUGGGAGGAUUGCGGUCCCAGAAUUCGUGGGAUAUCUCGUUAGGGUUUCUUGACCGUUUGAACCUCUUCCAAGACAGCAAAAUAAUUGCGAAUUCGGAGUCCAGAAUAUUGUUUGCCUUGCUCGCGAACUUGCCUCGCUUUCUUCACGCAAUGGAUGGUGGAGAAUUUGAUGAAAGUACCAAAAAGGCCGCUGAGUCUUUAACUGAUCUUGCAGACAGUAAGGGUCAGCCCUCUCUAGCACGGCUUGUCGAUUCAUUAUCCAAAAACAAAUUCAGAUCCAAGAAAGAUUUCUUGAGUCAGGUCGUAAGCUUUAUAUCUCGCGCUUACUUUCCGGACUACUCAGCUCAGGCGCUAGUGUUUUUAAUGGGGCUCCUCUUCAACAAGAUUGAUUGGGUUAAAACAGAAACGUUACAAUUAUUGAAUAGCAUAGUGCCCUUGAUUGAUUUAAGCCGGCCUGAGUUUACAGGCGUUGGUGCUGACCUGAUAUCCCCGCUUCUAAGACUGCUUUUAACGGAACAUGAGUCACAAGCACUGGAAGUGUUGAACUCUGUUCGUAACGUAUCCGGCAGUAAAAUGGACAAAGAUGUUUUACGCAUAAGCAUGGGGAAUAAGGAUGCAAAAGUAUCAUAUAGCAGGACUGCAACAUUGUUCGGUAUUCCCGAAGAGAGUGGCUGGUCAGUUCCGAUGCCUACGAUGACGGCAGCCACUACAAGGCACAACGUGCAUGCUGUUUUCACGACUUGUUCGGACGGUCCUAGUGGUGACGCUGUCCAACAGGAGCCUGACAACCUGGUAGACGUGCUAGAAUUCCACGCAGACGGUGGUUAUGCCCCGGCAGCAGUGGUGGAAGCCAAUGAUACCACAUCUGUCUUAGAGGAUAAAGACGGCUCUCUCAGUCACAUGUGGGCAGAACUAGAUAACCUCGACACGUUCUUCACCACAGAAGUGGGAAUUCAUGAUGCUGGGCUUGAACCAAAAAUAUUUGAACAUGCUCAUUCGAACUCAGGCGAUACAGUUUACAUCGAUAAUCCCCAUAAUUUGGAGUCAGCACCUCAGCUCUACGAUAAGAAAGUGUCUGUGAUUCUCAACCACAGCUUGACCAGAACACCUUCCAAUGUGUCUUUCAAGACAAAUUUGGCAGAUUCUUUUGGUACUAAUAUGCAUAAAGGACCGCAUGUCUUAACAGACAGUAAUACCAUACAUACCGUGCGUGCCAGCUCCAAUUCCACAAGACCGAGUUCUGGCGCACCCUUUCAACCUGUAAUUUCUGCAUCCAGAGCAUCUCAGGUCCCAUCGCAUCCCAAUCUCGACCCUACAUCGCCUACAAAGCAAAAAACUGCGGAGAACCCAGAGCAUCUUUUUAGGUUCGAGGGAAUUCUAAGAAAUCCUAACAGGACAAAAAAGAAGUGGCAGAAGCAGCAGCAUCAGCAACAGCAAUUACUGGCCCAGACAUUUCAAGACGAGCCUAACUUGUAUCAAUUUGAGAAGAACUCAACUGCAGAUCUUUCACCUCAAAUUGGCAUGGUUAAGAGCUCUCCCUUAUCUCCCACUUUAGUUCAAAACGGGAAGCAAACACAACCAGCUGCGAAGGAAACACCCAAACAAAAAGGGUCUCAGACAAAGCCCAAAGCUCAAAAGCAUCAUUACCACCUGCCACACUUCUCUGGUCGCUUGUCGGACGGCAAAUUGACCCCUCCGCUUUCUAGUUCCUCUGCUCCAUUUUCGCUACGCUCGACCCCAUCUCCCAGAUCAAGCAAAUCAUCCGCUCCGACUCCGCUAAUGAGUCCGCAAGGUCCAAUCUCCAGAAGAGUCAAGUCUUUUCACGGUAAAUCAAAAAUAGGCGCUGGGAUGGACGGUGCCACCUUCACUCGGGAAACACCGGUUCAAAGAUUGAUGCAGGAUAGAAAUGUAGAAGAUGACUUAAUGAUCGAGAAACAGCUGCUUUCCUUACAAGACGAGCUGCAAAAUAGGUCCUCAAGCGGCGACAUCAAUUCAAAGUAA
Messenger RNA from Lachancea meyersii CBS 8951, 7761 nucleotides. NCBI's taxonomy places the organism in Eukaryota, Fungi, Ascomycota, Saccharomycetes, Saccharomycetales, Saccharomycetaceae. The record is from the annotation of a GenBank genome assembly.